UUCGAUUCCAUGGGCGAAGAAUUGUUGCAAGUCACCGACCCAAGCCUCUCGUACAUUGUACUGGGAGGCUUUGUAGUCAUUAUUAUGGCUGAAUUUCCUCGCCGUCAUCAGCUAUACAUCAACGAAGUCGUGAUCGGAACCGCAUUCGGCAUCGUCAUUGGGCCCUACUGUGCAAACGCAUUCGACCCGAGAUCAUGGGGCGAUCACACCAACGCCAUUACUCUGGAAGUGAUGCGGGUCGUCCUCGCUAUCGGCCUCUUCGCCAUUGGCGUGGAGCUGCCACAGUCGUAUAUGGCGGAUCAUGCGAAGUCGCUUCUCGUCGUGGUUGUUCCCACUAUGGCUUUCGGUUGGAUCGUCGUUGCAGCGGUCAUAUAUUUGUUGUUCCCGUCCUACAACUACAUCUCGGCAUUGGUCAUAGCGGCCUGCUUGACACCUACCGACCCUAUCAUCAGUGCGGCCAUAGUCGGAGGGAAGUAUGCCCUGAAUAACGUACCAGUCAACUUGCGUCAAAUUCUGUCCGCAGAGUCUGCCGCAAAUGAUGGACUCGCGUAUCCCUUCUUGAGCAUCUCCAUCUACCUGACCCUCGAGAGCUCGCGGGCAACGGCAAUCGAGAAAUGGUUCCUCAUAGGCUGGCUAUACGAGGUCAUCCUAGGCACUGUGCUCGGAGCUGUGCUAGGCACACUGUUUUGCAGGCUCAUGAAGAUAUCCUAUCGCAUGGGAUUCAUAAACCGCGAAUCAUAUGUCGCGCAGUACCUAGCACUCACGCUGUUCACGAUCGGGAUCGUCAGUACUCUGGGAAGCGAUGACCUACUGGCAGCAUUUGCGGCGGGCACUGCCAUCAAUUGGGACGGGAAUUUCCACGCCGUGACGGCGAACGAGGCCUUUUCGCCGGUCAUUGACUUGCUCCUCAACUGCGUAUGCUUCGUGUACAUUGGCGCUUGGCUGCCUUUCGACCAGUAUAACCGGAUCGACCUGGGCAUCACGCCGUGGAGGCUGGUGAUUUUGUUCAUCCUUAUUCUCAUAGUCCGGCGCAUCCCGCCUCUGCUCUUGUUCUUCAAGUGGGUGCCUGAGAUUGCCAACUGGCGUGAAGCAAUGUUCUCUGGACACUUCGCUGUCUUCGUGUCCACUCUGGCAGCCACCAGACUCCCGACGCCACACAACCCUCCUGAGAAUCAGGCUGAGCUGCUGGCCGCAACCGUACAAACAGUUGUCUCCUUUGUCGUGCUUGGUUCUAUCAUCAUUCAUGGCCUGUCUAUACCUUUCUUCUCUUUCGGCAAGAAAAUGCGGGCACGCACACUCUCCAUUAAGCGCACAUGGACGCCUCGUCACGGCGGCAUCCCCGACUGGCUUCUGGCAGCUCGCCAUUCAUUCCUAGAGAGCCCGCCUUCCACCUUCACCAGCAUGGAUCCGGAGCAGGGCCAAGAAAUGAAUGUGCGCGAGGCGGAGACUCUGCCUGACGGACACAUGGUAUCGCACAUUGCCAGUGUUCAGUCUGAGAGAGUCGAGCUCACUCCGGAUGGCCACGGUAUCUCUUCUGCAUUCGCCCGUCCGGGCCUGGCUCGACAAGGCUCUGGAAUCACGGCGCGGACGAACCAGGUAAACACCCACGUCUAUCGGUGUCACCAAAGGUAUCCAUGCUGACCAUUUCUCUGCGGCUCAGAUUCGCCUCGAUAAUGACCCUGCGGCGCUUCGCGAACCUGGCCCCGACUACAAGCCUGAGUCAAACUCGGAGUCUGCCAGCCUACGUACCCCGAGAUCGAUUCGCCUCGAACAGAGCUCGCUUCCACCUUGCAUGCACCUGAAGGCAUGGAUGGAAAGCAGCUGGUGCUGUGACUCCGAACAAGUCUCAAUUCGUAGAAGUGCGCGAGGAAGU
This is a messenger RNA of Fomitopsis serialis, 1873 nucleotides long. RefSeq names its product Sodium/hydrogen exchanger family-domain-containing protein. The coding region runs from base 10 to 1641 and encodes 543 amino acids. Gene Ontology annotation, molecular function: sodium:proton antiporter activity. Gene Ontology annotation, biological process: intracellular potassium ion homeostasis; proton export across plasma membrane; sodium ion export across plasma membrane. The transcript is spliced from 12 exons. Gene Ontology annotation, cellular component: plasma membrane. Lineage: Eukaryota; Fungi; Basidiomycota; Agaricomycetes; Polyporales; Fomitopsidaceae. The record is from RefSeq and is a predicted model, not a curated record.